CAUGCUCUGCAAAAACUGCUUAGUCAUUGCCUUUCUUUCUCUGGGUCUCUCUUUGGAUUCUUUGGAAGUUUUGUUUUUGAGUGCAGGUUUUGCUUUGUUUUGAUGAAUAAUAUUUCUGAGUGAGCUCCCGUUAGCGUUGGCGUGCUAUUGUAAAAGGAAGGAUUGUUGCAGCAAAAGAUAAACAGAUUUCUUUCUCUUCUUUUCUUGUAUAUAAAUGUAAUCAUUCGCUUUUUUAUUGCUUCAACUCAACUUAAUCCCUGAGCUUUUCAAAUGGGUGGACAACUUAAUCCCCGAGCUCUAGUUUUUCACAUGGAUGGACAACUCUCUGUUCUUGGUUUUAUAUUGCUGGAAAUUGGCAUGUAAUUUUGUAUCAAAAAGAAUUAGAGAAGGAGUUUUUAAUCAACUAAAGUUGCAGAGGAAUUUUGAAAAUGGCGAGUAAUCCAUCAUCGGAAAUGCAGGAACCAAGCAUCGACACAGAUAAGUUGAGCUACGAGAUAUUUUCAAUCUUGGAAAGCAAAUUUCUGUUUGGAUACGACAAUCAAAAGCUUUGGAUUCCCAAACAGAUCUCUCCGGCAGCUUUAGGAGCCAAAACCGAGAGCUUAAACUCACAACAAAGUUGUGAGUUAGACGGCGUCUCGUCUGUCAAGAACCAGCGAGGCAAAAUUUGUAUACUCAGCAUUGACGGCGGUGGCAUGCGUGGCAUUCUUCCUGGAAAGGCUUUAGCUUAUCUUGAACACGCGCUCAAGUCCAAGUCAGGCAAUCCGAACGCCAGAAUCGCCGAUUAUAUCGACGUCGCAGCCGGUACCAGCAUCGGCGGUAUCUUCACGGCCAUGCUCUUCGCCACCAACGACAACACUCGCCCGAUUUUCAAAGCAGAGGACACAUGGCAAUUUCUCGCUAACCAGGGCAAGAAAAUUUACCGGUCAACCUCUGGUUCUAAUUCAGGAAAUUACAUCAAACGAAUUUUAAAAGCUGGUUCAAGUUCCGGUUUGCCUUCCGCCGGUUUGGAGAAAGUCACGAAGGAGAUGUUCGCUGACAAAGGCCGAAAUUUAACUUUGAGGGAUACGUUAAAACCGGUUCUCAUCCCGUGUUAUGAUCUUUCUAGUACGGCGCCGUUUUUGUUUUCUAGAGCGGACGCGCUCGAAACAGAGAGUUUUGAUUUCAGACUCUGGGAAGUAUGUCGAGCCACGUCUGCCGAACCGGGAUUAUUCGAACCGGUUUUAAUGCGGUCCGUUGAUGGCCAAACAAGGUGUGUUGCGGUUGACGGCGGUUUAGCCAUGAGCAACCCAACGGCGGCGGCGAUCACGCACGUGUUACACAACAAACAAGAGUUUCCAUUCGUGCGAGGCGUAGAGGACUUGCUGGUGUUGUCGUUGGGGACGGGUCAGCUACUUGAGGUUAGUUAUGAGUAUGACCAGGUCAAGAAUUGGAAGGUCAAAGAUUGGGCUCGACCCAUGGCUCGAAUUUCUGGUGACAGCUCGGCCGACUCGGUGGACCAGGCUGUGGCCAUGGCGUUUGGUCAGUGUACAAGCAGUAAUAAUUAUGUUCGUAUUCAGGCAAAUGGGUCCACUGUGGUCCGGUGCAGACCCAAUGUUGAUACAGACCCUAGUCCCAGCAAUGUAAAGAUGCUGAUGGAAAUAGCAGAGGAAAUGCUGAAGCAGAAAAAUGUUGAGUCAGUGCUCUUUGGAGGCAAAAGGAUUGCUGAGCAGAGCAAUUUCGAAAAACUAGAUUGGUUUGCCAAUGAACUUGUGCUUGAGCAUCAGAGGAGGAGUUGCAGAAUAGCUCCCACUGUUGCUUUCAAGCAAGCCACUCCCAGACCCACCUAGAUUUCUUUACAAAAGGGUAAAAAAAAUGUCAAAAAAAUACCCAAAAAAAAAAAAGAGGGGGAAGAUAAAAAUGGAGGAGGAGUAAAAAUAUAGCAGCUUUUACUAUUGAAAGUGAUGAUAGACAAAGAAGAGUUCCAAAAGUUGAGUGAAAAGGACAAAGUAGUGAUGUGAAAAGGGAAGAAGAUCUCCGUGGGAUACUUUGCCUGCCAUAGGACAAACAUGGUGGUGUCAACUCCACUCUUUUGACGAGGGCAAGGAGCCAAAGAAGCAAAAGCAAAGUCAUUUAAGCCAAUUCAGUCAGCUUUUGAAGGUCAAGCCAACACCCAGGUGUGAUUCCUACCAUUUCAUUUCAAACAUGAAUCAUUGAUUUUUAGGGUGGGAAAUAAUUAUAUUAAACUGUUUCCAUUACUUCCCACCCAUUCCCUGUCUUUUUAUUUAUAUUUUUCCUAUUUUAGUCUUCUCUUCUUCAUGUCAUGGUGGAAAAAAUUAUAUAUAGUCAAAACAGUUGUUUGAAAAAAGAAGGGUUCUUUAACUUCUUUUUGUUCCCUUGCAUAAUGUAGUAGUAAUUUGUGCAAACUGAUCAAUAUUGAAGACUGGGGUAUGGUGUAGAAGCAAGAAAAAAGAAAAAAAAACCCUCCUCUAGUUUUGUAUGUUGAAACUUGAAAAUGAAGGUGCUUGUAAUUGGGUUGUAACUGGAAUUGGAAUUGAUUUAAAAAUUUUUGCA
Mangifera indica (mango) is the source of this 2550-nucleotide messenger RNA. Its product is annotated as patatin-like protein 6. Lineage: Eukaryota; Viridiplantae; Streptophyta; Magnoliopsida; Sapindales; Anacardiaceae. Gene Ontology annotation, biological process: lipid metabolic process. The record is from RefSeq and is a predicted model, not a curated record. The transcript is spliced from 3 exons. The coding region runs from base 429 to 1826 and encodes 465 amino acids.